AGAAUGCUGCGACAAACACUCCUAACUUUGGUUCUGGCGACGUGCGUACUGGGAGCGACGCUACCCAUACGGCGUUUACCGCACACAGGACCAACCCGUGGCUGGGCAGUCGCUAAGGGACGCAUCUUCGGAGGACAUGACGCCACUAAGGGCCAGUUUCCAUACAUCGCUUCCCUGCAACUGGUGCGGGACGGUGUUCGCUUCCACAACUGUGGUGGUUCCAUCAUCACCACAACGGCCAUCCUGUCAGCCGCCCACUGCGUGUUUUCAUCGGGGUACUACUACGCGGUUGCUGGAGACUACGACAUGAGCACAGAUGAAGGCACCGAGCAGGAGGUUCUGGUCACGGAACAGAUCCCACAUCCUCAGUUUAAUGGCGCUGCCGGCGUGGGGCCAUACGACGUCUCAGUCUUCAAGCUGCAGUCCGCCCUGACACUGAACUCCAAUGUCCAGACUAUCAGCCUGCCCAGUGCGGGAUCCAUCCCUGAAGGUGGGUCCAUCGGCGUACUUUCUGGAUGGGGCUCUACGGAAGACGGGACGCAACCUAACAUUCUUCAGACGGUCGAUCUCACCAUCUACGAUUAUGAAACUUGUAAGGCGCACAUGGAUGAACUGGAUCCCACUUUCAAUCCUCUCACAGAGACGAUGGUUUGUACAGGGCCAUUCUAUGAAGGAAUCAGCAUCUGUGCCGGCGACUCUGGUGGGCCGCUGGAGCAGAACCAACAACUUAUCGGGAUAGUGUCGUUCACGAUGAAUCCUUGCGGAGCAGCAGGAGCACCGUCCAUUUUCACCAGAGUCUCCGCCUACCUGGACUUCAUCAACGAAAAUCUGUAAACACUUGGAACUAACGUCUAA
Schistocerca cancellata (South American locust) is the source of this 855-nucleotide messenger RNA. RefSeq names its product trypsin-1-like. The coding region runs from base 4 to 834 and encodes 276 amino acids. Gene Ontology annotation, biological process: proteolysis. The transcript is spliced from 7 exons. The record is from RefSeq and is a predicted model, not a curated record. Lineage: Eukaryota; Metazoa; Arthropoda; Insecta; Orthoptera; Acrididae. Gene Ontology annotation, molecular function: serine-type endopeptidase activity.